Phragmites australis (common reed) is the source of this 1414-nucleotide messenger RNA. RefSeq names its product probable protein-S-isoprenylcysteine O-methyltransferase. The record is from RefSeq and is a predicted model, not a curated record. Gene Ontology annotation, cellular component: membrane; endoplasmic reticulum. Gene Ontology annotation, molecular function: protein C-terminal S-isoprenylcysteine carboxyl O-methyltransferase activity. Gene Ontology annotation, biological process: C-terminal protein methylation. Bases 257 to 940 code for a protein of 227 amino acids. NCBI's taxonomy places the organism in Eukaryota, Viridiplantae, Streptophyta, Magnoliopsida, Poales, Poaceae. The transcript is spliced from 5 exons.
CCCAACUGGCCUGGCCCCGGCCUCCCCGAGCCCUCUUCUUCUCCAUUGCAGUGGGCCCAUCUCCAACAGCGCCGCGAACCUGGCGCCUUCGCCGCCGCCGCCGUCUCUCAGUAGCACCGGUACGCGGCGGCGCUCACCCGCGCUGCCCGCUGCCGCGGUACGAGAAGCCCAGACGCCGGCUCCAGCUUCGCUUUUCCCGUACAGGCGCGUGGCGAAAAGCCGCCACCCGCAUACCUUUGGUCUAAAAGGCCCCCGCAUGCGGCAUCCCCUCCUUGACACACCUCGCGGCGAAGCAUCUCCUCCUAGCACAACAGCCCCCCUGAGCCCUAGCGCAACCCUCGGGCUCCAGAUCCCCGCUCUGGCCAUGUCGGCCCGGAGACAGGCGUGGCAAUUCGCGGCCGCUUUGGUCUUCUUCCACGGCACCGAGUACGUCCUCGCCGCCGCUUUCCACGGCCGCCAGAACGUCACCGCCACCUCACUUCUUAUUAGCAAGCAGUAUGUAUUGGCAAUGGGUUUUGCAAUGCUGGAACACCUGACAGAAAUUCUUAUCUUCCCGGAAGUAAAGGAGUACUGGUUUGUCAGUAAUAUUGGCCUUCUAAUGGUGCUUAUCGGUGAAAUUAUCCGUAAAGUUUCUGUUGUGACAGCUGGACGCGCCUUCACGCACGUUAUAAGAACUUAUUAUGAAGAUCAGCAUCAGUUGAUUACCCAUGGAGUGUAUAGGUUUAUGCGCCAUCCUGGGUAUUCUGGCUUUCUUAUAUGGGCAGUAGGAACCCAGGUUAUGUUGUGUAAUCCAGUAUCAACAGUUGCAUUCACAUUGGUGCUGUGGCGAUUCUUUUCAAAACGGAUACCGUAUGAAGAAUUUUUCUUGAGGCAGUUCUUUGGCUCUGAAUACGAAGAAUACGCACAGAGAGUGCACUCUGGAUUACCAUUUAUUAAGUGAAAGUAUCGCACUUGCAAACACAAAUCUGGAGACGGGAUAUUCAUAUUAUGCUUGGUUUUGCUAUAGGUAUGUCAAAGUAAAGCACCAAACAAUAUGAAAUCAAGAGAUAACAAAGAAAGGAGCCUUUUGAUGGAUUGCAUACAAUACAAGACAAAUUGGAAAUUUUAUAGUCUGUAGUCAAGCAGAUGAGUUAUUCAUCAGUUCAUUGAUCUUGUGCAAAUUUGAGCAACUUUGCAUUGGUCAUUUGAUGUAAAGCUCAAGCUUUUUUUUCACCCUCAUAGUGAUGUUCACUCACAGCUGAACUUGUGGAAGCGCUCCAUUCAUUAGAUUUGAGCUGAAUGGUUUCGAGGUAAUGUUUACUAGCUCGAGGUUCCUUGUGACGAAGCAUUUCUUAACACAAGUACACAACUUUGUCUGGUGUGUCAAGCAUAUACUUGGAAUCAGCAUGCUUGCGUCUGGACGGACAUGUCGAAA